Molecule: messenger RNA, 2384 nt
Organism: Anoplopoma fimbria (sablefish)
Lineage: Eukaryota; Metazoa; Chordata; Actinopteri; Perciformes; Anoplopomatidae
Gene: arf2a
Product: ADP-ribosylation factor 2a
Exons: 5
Coding region: 98-640 (180 amino acids)
Biological process (GO): vesicle-mediated transport; intracellular protein transport
Cellular component (GO): cytoplasm; plasma membrane
Molecular function (GO): GTP binding; GTPase activity
Source: RefSeq, a predicted model, not a curated record
AGAAGCCUCAUUAACGACACCGGAAACAGACACAUUACAGCUGAACAGGAUCCAGGAAGGAAGACGGAUUUUAAGGCACCAGUAAAGGUGAGCCAAGAUGGGUAAUUUUACUAGCCUAUUUCAAAGCUUGUUCGGCAAGAAAGAAAUGAGGAUCCUGAUGGUAGGACUGGACGCUGCUGGAAAGACCACCAUCCUGUACAAGCUCAAACUGGGAGAAAUCGUUACCACCAUCCCUACCAUCGGUUUUAACGUUGAGACGGUAACCUACAAGAACAUCACGUUUACAGUGUGGGACGUCGGUGGUCAGGACAAGAUCCGGCCUCUCUGGAGGCAUUACUUCCAAAACACACAAGGCAUUAUCUUUGUAGUGGACAGUAAUGACAGGGAGCGAGUCGGUGAGGCGAAGGAGGAGCUGCAGCGAAUGCUGGCCGAGGACGAGCUGAGGGACUCUCAUCUGCUCGUGUUCGCCAACAAACAGGACCUGCCCAAUGCCAUGAAUGCAGCUGAGGUCACAGACAAGCUGGGCCUGCACAGCCUGGGCAGUCGUAAAUGGUUUAUUCAGGCCACGUGCGCCACCGGUGGAGACGGCCUCUACGAGGGUCUCGACUGGCUUUCCGCCAUGCUAAAGCACACGAAAUGAUCCGCCUCCCUCCGCCUGUCACUCCUGUCUGCAGUGUGACGGUAUGACGGGAUGACUGUACCCGCUCUGGUCUCAUUCUCUCCUUUCCUCUCUUGGACCUUUUUGACCAGUGCUCCCCAUCAUCUGUGUACUGUGGGAGUGUGUAUUUUUGGAUGGCCGAACUCUCGUGCACGUUAAUCCUCCAGUUUGGGCACAUCCCACACAUUCCUCAAAGGAAAGAAUGACACAGGAUGUUGAGUCCUGUGUCAUUCAGUCUUUACAUCUGCUAGCGACAUCCCAGAUCAGUUCUCAUUCUUUUUUGAAAAUGAUGCGUUUUGGCGCAUUUAACUUUCAAAUGUUACAGUGAACACUGGAUGCUUUACAUCUUUAUAUCUAUCCCCAUUUGUUAAAUCUUUUCUUCAGUUUUUUUAUAUCCAUUUCAGUCCCACCUCUGAAAGUUAUCCAUCUUUUAUAACCAGAUACUUUUUUUCAGUUCGCCUUGUGUUUUACACAAAGAUCCAUCAUGACUGGGUGUCGGAAAGGCAAUCAAAUGAUAGAGUGUAUGUUUACAUGUUUGGAGUUGAGAGGGGUUUUCAGCUACUUCCAAAUGGAGUUUUUCUUUUUAUUUACUCGCUUAUUUUUCUAGUGUUUUCAGUUCUUUGCUUCAGUUUUCUGUGUUGUUGUUUUUUUGAAUGUUACUGUUGAUGCGCGCACCGCCUGGUGUCCUUUUGCAUGAGCUGUCGUUCCAGGUGUGCAUUCUCUUGGGUGAAAUGCUCUUGAGGACCACUUGGUUUGAUUCAGAGAGGACUCUAUGUGUUCUGUAUGAACCAGCACUGUAAACGCUUCCCUGCUGCUUCAGCCUUCAUGGUGUUUUCCUGCAUGUAGCGAGGGCUUAUUUAUAUUAUGUCCCUCUAAUGCCGUUUGCACAACCUCAUCAACUUGCACAACACAUGUCUGUAACAAAACAGCACUAAUCCAUCAGCCCUUGCAAUGAAACCAUAGACUAUAUCCCCUCCCAUAGUUCUACACCAGCAGACAGUUGAAAUGUGCAAACCAAGAAUGUUUGCACCAGUUUACCCAGUAGCAGAAUCAUUUUCACACACAUCCACUUAUGCUUAAGGCUCCUACAAUAAAUACUCAUGCACACUGAGUGAAGAUCACUCUAAGGUCAUAAUAUCACAUUUUUCUAGAUUUGAGCGGAUCGACUAAUUCUUUGGGUUUUCUUUGUCCCUCUGUUGGGGUAUUUCUUAAACAUCAGUAACGUUAUCGAAUAUUUGAUAUGCUAAACAUCAUGAAAUAGAAAUAGAUGUAAUAUUUUGUAAGACAGUGUAUCUACCAUGGUUUGGAUUUGAAGCUUUAACUUCUGAGAGGUGUAUGUAUAUGUUUGUCUUAAGCUCAUCUUGUAGCACAUGUCAUGCCUUUUCAUUGGAAUAAGGAAUAACUCAUUCAUAUGAGAAAUAAAUGCCUUGCCAAAUAAUAUUUUUAAAUUAUUCUAUAGUUAGCCAAAGUAAAGUUCACAUUAAAAAAAAACACAUGACAGGGAAUUGGGGGUGGGGGGUUGGGGGGCCUUUUUGAUUUAAGGUACUUUUGUCACCGUGGAGAUAUAACAUAGCUUGGAUUAUCAUAAGGGCUCUUUAAGAGUGACAUUUCAAGUAUAUUUUUGUAUUUAUUUUGUUAACCUUGAAGUUUUGAGUGUGGCGUUGAUCAGCCAUUAUUUUUGUCCAAAAUUCACUUAACAAAAUAAAAAGAUGUGUCAACAUUGUCA